Molecule: messenger RNA, 1411 nt
Organism: Halteromyces radiatus
Lineage: Eukaryota; Fungi; Mucoromycota; Mucoromycetes; Mucorales; Cunninghamellaceae
Exons: 2
Source: RefSeq, a predicted model, not a curated record
AAUGUCAACCCCGACAACUACGAUAACGCCACCACCAAAAUUGACUUGUACCAAUAUGGAUUUGGAUAGUCUUCUUGCUCAAGAGAUUGAAGAAUUGAAUAGAGAUUCACCUGAAGACCGUAAAGUUCGUGAAGCUGUAAUACUAGACCGACCUGAUCCAAAUGGGUUUGACGAUGACUCUAGUUCUUCUGAUGAUGAUGGUGGCGGUCGAGGAAGAAGACUCAACUUUUUACGCCUUCGACGUUCAACCUCUCCUCAUCACCAUCGUGGUCCAUAUUAUCGAUCUUAUGCUCCUGGAAGCGACGACUAUGAAGACGAUCUAUCCAUUCGAGAUCCACAACUAUUUGAAAUCACAGAAAAGAAUCGUAUAAUUGAAUAUCAAGACACCUCUUCUUCGACAACCACUGACAAAGAUGAAGACGUCAACAUACAGAAAAAGGAUCGAUCUUCUUUGUCUCGACGACGACCUGCUGAACUCUGUUUUUCGGAUAUACCUGUUACCACCACGGAUCCUGAUCGUAUUAUGGUUCAAUUUGAUUAUGGUGCUUCUUCAACACAUGUUACCAAAAAGAAAUCAAGAAAAUAUCUAAUGGCUUGUGAUUUUGGCGAACAAAGUUUGUAUGCAAUGGAAUGGGCCAUGGGAUCCUUAUUACGUAGUGGGGAUAUCAUUCAUGUAGUCAGUGUCAUCAGUAUGGACGAAGAUUUAGAAGAUAUGGAUGAUGAUGAAAAGUAUCGUUUAUGGCAAGAGUUGGAUCGAAAUUCAAAAACAUUGAUCUCCAAAGUGAAAUCUAUUUUGGAACAACAAUUACUUUACAAUAUCAAGAUCAAUAUUUAUUCUAUGGCUGGCCACACACGUGAAUGUCUUAUGAACUUGAUCAAGUCUAUUCCUUUGACAAUGGUUGUUUGUGGAUCAAGCGGCAGAAGGGCACUAAAGGGGUAAUAUCAUUAUGUCAAUCAUACUUCUUUUUUUUUGACGCUCAUUUUUUUUAAUUCUCUAUGUAGUAUGUUUAUGGGUGGUGUUUCAACUUAUUUGGUACAAAAAUCGCCUAUCCCAGUAUCCGUGGUUCGACCUCAAAAGAAGAAAAAGAAGAAUACCAAGAAAUUGACAGCAGCUCAAAAACUAAGUCAAAGUGUACGUGAUGGACAAUUGAAGGUGGAUGAAAUGGAAGAACCAAGGAUUCCUAGUAUCAAUAGUCAUGAUGAUUAUUAAUUUUGUAGUUUUAUAUACCGUUUUAUUAUUUAAUACUAUUUAUUAUAUUUACAAAAUAAACUUAAUAUAUAUAUAUUAUAUGUACAUGGAUGUAUUUUCUUUUAUUUUUUUUUCUUUUUGAUUGAAAAUUGGGAAAAAUAAAGGUAAGUAUGAUUAAGACUAAGAGAAUAUAAUGGCUACUAUGACUAAACUAAGAAUCAU